CACACAGCUUCAGCUUUAAACUCUUCCACAUGAUCAUCGUCAUAAAAAGCCAGUGGAAGGCCCGUGUGUGGAGACUGACUGCGCUGUUUUGGAGUUUAUAGAGUGCAGACUGUGGGCAAACAGGCUCCACCAGCAGCAGCUCGGAUACAGCAAGAGGAACUCACCAGGCCUGCGCGCGCUCAUAUCAGCCUAUGAAGAGUGAAUGAAGGCAGGAUGCUUUGUGACUCUAUGAGCUUUUCACAGUACAUCCUGCUUUUAAUUAUGCUCAAGUGAGGACUCGUCCAAGACUAAUUCAUCAGCCGACCAGCAAGAGACUGAAGUGCAUGCGUGCGCGCUCCAGCACCGCCUGAGCCCCGUUAGAGGGAGCCCUAGCUCUGGGAGCGCGCGCUCCCCCCUCUCUCCUCUCUCCCCCCUCCGCGUGUGUAGCGGCCGCGCGCCGCUUCUGCUCCAUUAGCCAUGAGUCCCGCCGCAGCACGCGCUCUCCUCGCGCUCCUGCUUGCGCUCUGCGCCCUCAGCCCAUCGCUCACAGCCUUUAAACCGUUGCGUCCGCGCAACGUGAAGCUAACGUCGGUGGAUAAGGGCUUAAAGGUGACGUGGGAGCCACCUAACGAGUUGGACGGUCGACCAGUGGACCGCUACAGCAUCGGUUAUGGCAAGUCUAUGAAGUCUCUGCGCUUCAUCACGGUGGACAAGGACCGCCGCUCCGAGGUACUAGAGGACGUAGAGCCUGGAGUCCUGCACUUUCUCAAGAUAAGUGCUGAGAAUGAGGAGGGACUGAGUAAACCUGUCUACAGGGCAGAAACUCCAGGAGGAGGGGAGUGGGUAAAAUUGGAUGGCUUUGCUGUUGAAUCUUCCUCCAAUGGCUCCUCGACAGGGAGAAGGUUGUCAGAGAUCUCUUCCCAGACGAACCCUCACUCCUCAGUUCAGAGGUCAGCACUGCAGCAGAGGCCACCUCAGUCCUCCUCAGGCCAUGAGGGUCCACAAAGAGGAGGAUAUCUCCCCAUCCGUCCCCAACACAAACACAGAGUGGACCUCAGUCAGCCCCAAGCUGACCAGCGCAAUGCUAACAAGCCCAAACUCGCAUCUGAGUCCGUCUAUGUGGUAUCACUGCAGGCACAGAAAAGCCUACGGAGGAGUACACCAACCAACAAGGCCGCCAUGACCAAAAACCCUCCUCCAGAGCCGGAGGAAGUGGAAGAGGCAAAGGACGUCACAGUGAGAGUUCUGUCCCCCCAGUCUGUCCUCAUCACAUGGGUUGAUCCUCUUGUGGAGAAACAGAAGAGCAUCCCUGAAGGCACCAGGCAUUACACAGUGAGGUACAGAGAGAAAGGAGAAUCUGCUCGGUGGGAGUAUAAGGAGACCACCCAGAGGCGAAUCGUCAUUGAAUCGCUCACUGCAGAUGGAAUGUAUGAGUUCUCUAUUCGAAUCUCCCAGAGAGACCAGCAAGGAAAGUGGAGCGCAUCUGUAUUCCAGAGGACUCCUGAAUCAGUUCCCUCUGGACCUCCUGAGAACUUCGAGGUGAAACCACUUAGAGGAAAAGGCACUGCUGUCACAGCAACAUGGGAUCCACCUGAGGAACCCAAUGGUAAAAUAAGAGAAUAUAUUCUCUCCUAUGCUCCAGCCAUGAAACCCUUUGGAGCAAAGUCAGUCACAUACCGUGGCACUACCACCUCUGCAACCAUUGAUGGACUGAUUCCAGGCGAUCGCUAUAUCUUUAAAAUUCGGGCAGUCAACAGGAAAGGACAAGGACCUCAGUCUAAGGCCUUCAGUGUUGCAAUGCCUGGCACCAGCAGUACUGCUUCAAGACCUUCUACCCCUUCCAAGAGCACUACCAGGACACCACAUGAUGACUUGGAGCAUGAUGUAGAAGAAAUGGAAGAAAUUGAUGCCCACACCACUACUACUCCACCUACAACCAAGAAAGCUCGACCACUCUCUCAGACACGGUCUUAUCAUAGCAUUUUCUCUGCUGUAAGGGGUUCUGUCAGAAAUUCAGGUUCUGGCUCAAGGAUGACCUCAAGGCUAUCCCAAUCCAGAAGUAGCAAUAAAGAACUGGAUGAGGAAGAAACACCAACAGACACUCCCAAAGAAGAUAAUGCAAAUGAAGCUGUUGAGGACACACAACCAGAAAUUACUAACAAUGUCCCUUCAAAGACUGAACAGGAAGGACCCAAAAAAGUUCCACCUGAAGCCAAGGAAACAAGCUCAGUUCUCAAAAGUUCGUUACCCAACACACAGACUUCAUCUCCAAAAUCUUCCUCGCCUGACUCUCUACCUAAAACAUCAGAGGGCCUUCGCUAUACCCAUUCUCGCUUAAGACGACCGAGUUCCCGCGGUUCUGGGUCACUGUCAAGUACUCAGAGUGGAGUUAACCAAGAGUCUGCAGCCACGAGGAAAGACUACACAGCCAGUUCUUAUCCAAAAGGAAAGGAUUUGUACAAGAUCGGCAUUACAGAUGCAAAAUCAUCCACCCCAUCUCCUCAGGAAACCAGACCUGAAACAGACAGAGGGUCUUCAUCAUCAGCUUCUACCUCUGAUGUUUCCUCUUCAUCAUCAUCAGCCUCAUUACCAUCAUCAGCAUCUGGGACAGCAAGUCAUGGCAGUGGUACAGUAUCUGGGUCUGUUCAUCCUUCUAGCAGAAGGGUCGGAAUCUCAACUAGGGGUAACAGACCGAAGCCUGGUUCUUCAUCUGCUACUUCAUCACAAUCCACAGCUGCAACAGGAUCCAGAACGUCUGACAAAAGUGAUAGCCACUCUACAAGCAUUCAGGAUACAAAAGAUGCCAAAGAAAGUUAUCAACCUAAACAAAAAGAAGUAGAGUCUAAAAGUAAUGAAUCACAACCUUCAUCUUAUCAACCUGCCACUACAAAUUCCUUCUCACCCAAAGAGGAGAGUCCACAGGAAAAGGACAAAAGUGAUGGCAGUCAUGCAAACACACCUCACCUUCCUUCUAGAGCAAACCCCUCUCUCAUAGGACGAGGUUCUUCUGCGGCAAAUAGAAAUUCCAGAAUAAUAGCGGGUAGUCGAAGACAAGAUGGUAGGAUCCCAUGGAGCAGAACUGCCUCUUCUGUAGGUGCAGGGAGGCCAAUCAUAAGAGGAACUUCAUCUCGUUCAUCUGUUUCAGGAGCGCAGGACAGCAGUGAUAAAACCACACCUUCCCCCACAACCUACCCCUCAAAACAAGAAGUGGAUCCUACCACUGCAGCACCCACAGCCUCACCCUCUAAUGAUCACAUACAUAGUGACAAUUCAAAGACUAGCAAUGAUCAUGAAGAUGAUUACCUUUAUGAGGGCAGCAGGGAAGUUGACAAUAAAGAUGUUGUCCCAACUGCACCUCCUAAAACUUCUGUAUCAGAACCUUUACAAACCUCUAAGGAUGGUUCUCAGUCUGUUCCCCGCAGACCUGUUUUGGGUUCAAAUGGAAGGUUUCGUUCUCCUGUCGUAGCAAGUCGUCUAAACGGGUCACAGUUCCCUGGUAGGUUGCAACCCGUACAACAUACACGGUUGGGCUCCCCUGCUAAACAAGACACCUCUUCUUCAUCCAUUUCAACUUCUUCAUCCUCUUCUGCCUCCCAGACCAUGCAACAGCCAGCCCUUACUUCACACCGAGGCACAGGUAUUAGCAGUAAUGCUAAUGGUAGGUCAACUCUGGGAUCAGUCCCGCGCUCACCCCUGAGGCAAUCUCCCACUGUUGAAAGCUCAAGUGGCAACACAGCAGCUGAUUCCAAGACCUUGUCAGCUUCAGCCCGUAAUCCAGUGGUGGGAUCAAGACUGCGUUACCCAAGCAGAUCGGACACCAUUUCAAGAGGGAAAACCCCAGUCAGCGGUUACAAACCUAGUUAUGGGCAAGGAAAAAAUGGACGACCAAAUCUUACAGCCACAAAUGGCAAAAAAUCUUCUACACCAGAUGAAAAUGCAAAAGCAAAUGGAGUCAAACAUAUCACAGGCCCUGAUGGAACCAGAUGGGUUGUAGAUCUGGAUAAAGGGGUCUUAAUGAAUGAAGAUGGGAAGGUUUUGCAGGAUUCUAGAGGCCGACCCAGGAAAGUAGUCCUCGGAGAAGACGGAAAAACUAUUUUUGAUGAGCAGGGCUCUCCAUUAGUAAACCAGGAGGGUGUGGCUCUGUUUGGUCAUGGGAGAGACAGUCGGCCUGUGGUUAACCCCAAAGAGAAGUACCUCACUGUGGGAGGGAAACCAGUGGUGGGCCUGGAUCGUCCAAAACCCAGUACUACAACUACAACCACAACAGCCACAACUACAACUACAACCACCACCACCACCACCCCCACAACCACUCCUGAACCUACCACAACUGAAAUGACAACUCUGGAGCCCACAACCACAGACGCCUAUCCUACCUGUCCCCCUGGAACAUUUUCAAGGCUGGAUAAGAAUGGCUUCCCUAUUAUGGAUAAGGAUGGGAUACUGGACUGCUACCCAGAUGAAGCUGGCUCAGGAAUGGGACUAGACUCCAUGGUUACAAUCACCAUGGCACCCGAAGAUGCUUUUGCUAUAGAGGAAGGCGAGUUUUGGAGGGAUACGACGAUGCUCUCAACCACCACUGAGCAGCCAACCACUACUGAGCAGCCUACCACCACUCAACUGCCUACCACCACUCAGCUGCCUACCACCACUCACCCCCCCAUCUCUGAGAAUCCACGCCCACUCAACAACACCCCAUCCUCGGAGUUUGACGUCUUGGGCAAAAAACGCUUCACAGCUCCUUAUGUGAACUACAUCCGGAAGGACCCUGGUGCUCCAUGCUCCCUGACAGAGGCUCUGGAGUACCUGCAGGUGGAUGUCCUGGCCGAUCUUAUAGAGAAAGACAGCUUGGCAGCCAGUCAACAGCAGCCACCCAAACACAAACCACAUAACAUCACGGUGGUCGCCAUGGAGGGCUGUCACUCGUUUGUUAUUUUGGACUGGGCCCGCCCAUUGAAGGAUGACAUGGUGUCAGGGUACAUGGUGCACACUGCUUCCUAUGAUGAUGUCCUCAACAACAGAUGGUCAUCUCUCCUCUCAUCUGGCACCCACCUACCUGUGGAGAACCUCAAGCCAAACUCCAGGUACUACUUCAGAGUUCAAGCGAAGAACGUUUUUGGUCUAGGGCCGAUCAGUGAGACGUUAACAUAUGUUACAGAAUCAGAUGACCCCCUUCUUAUAGAGAGACCCCCAGGUGGCGAGCCUAUUUGGAUUCCUUAUACCUUUAGAUACAACCCAGCCCACAGCUCCUGUAAAGGAAGUCAAUUUGUAAAACGCACCUGGUACAGAAAGUUUGUGGGCGUGGUCCUCUGCAAUUCACUGCGCUACAAGAUCUUUAUGGGAGAUGGCCUAAAAGAAAGUUUCUACAGUAUCGGUGAUACAUUUGGCAAUGGAGAGGACCACUGUCAGUUUGUAGAUUCCUAUCUAGAAGGAAGGACAGGACCUCACAGCCUCUCCCUCUACCUGCCCACAGCUAAAGGUUACUAUCGCUCAUAUAGGCAGGAGCCUGUAAAUUUCGGGCCCAUAGGCAAGCGCACGCCUCAUCCUUUCGUGGGCUGGUACGAGUGUGGUGUCCCAAUCCCGGGGAAAUGGUAACGGAGGACUUUCUGAAAGCCAGACACCACUGGCAUCUACAUUCCAUCUUCCUUCCCUCUCUGUAUGCCAAUUCCAUAAAUGAACUUUUGCUCACCAUGGCAACUGAAGCCAAAACAACAUACUGUUUCUGACAGAGAGAAUAUAAUACUUAAAAUAACACGUUUCUAUAUAAUUAUUCAGAUAUCAAGCACUUUUUUUUUCAAGGCAGUCUGUAUAUGAGGAAAUACAAGCAUGUGUGCUCAAAUUAUUAAUAACGGUUCAGGGACCUAGUAUCCUCAAUAAUUCCCAAUGAUUGAGAAUGGCUUCUGAUGUUAUUUCUGUCUGGAAUAAUUUAUCAUAGUAUGACUCAAUAAGUAGCCUUUAAUAGGACAUGUAAUACAGAACACAAGCCCGACUAAGCAAUGACUGGGGAUUGCUGAAGCCUCACAAAUACAGUGACCUAUAUGUUAAUGAUGUAACAAAUUUUCCAUGAUUGAUGUUUCUUUGUAGUUUUUAAUGACUUUGCUAGUUUUGUACUCAUUUUUGUAUCAUCUUACAUUCAACAACAGUUGGCUUGGAAGUAUUGAAGAUGAAAAGUUAUUUCCAUUUGCUCAGGAAAGGUUGAAAACUGAAUAAAGGUGCUAUGGAAAA
This is a messenger RNA of Colossoma macropomum (tambaqui), 6204 nucleotides long. RefSeq names its product fibronectin type III domain containing 1 (gene fndc1). Lineage: Eukaryota; Metazoa; Chordata; Actinopteri; Characiformes; Serrasalmidae. The coding region runs from base 457 to 5574 and encodes 1705 amino acids. The record is from RefSeq and is a predicted model, not a curated record. The transcript has 23 exons. Gene Ontology annotation, molecular function: protein binding.